AUGCAUUUUCCUUUUUAUAUCUUUCUUUCUUUCUCCCAUCACGGAUGUUCAUUCUUUUCUCUCUUUGUUUCUUACGUUCGUGAAUUUUUUCAAGCAUUUUCUUUUUUCUUUCAAGCAUUUUUCUUGCCUACUGUUUUAUUUCUUUCUCAUUCUUUCUGGUUUCAUGCAUUUUUCCUUCAUUCUUUCUUUCUAUCUUUUUUGCUGACUACAGAGAUGUUCUUUAUUUCAAUCAUUUUUCUUUCUUUCUUGCGUUCGAAACAUUGUCUUUCUUUCAAGCAACUUAAGAAUUUUUCUUUCCUUCUCUAUUUUUAUUUCUUACUUUCUGGCUUCAAGGAGGAAUUUUUUCCUUCUUUUUUCUUUCUUUCUUGCGUUGAAGAAUUUCUCUUGCUUUCUUUCAGGUAUUUUUCGUUCUUUCUUUCAAACAUUUUCUUUUUUCUCUCAAAAAUCUUUCUUUCCGUCAUUUUGAAUUUAUCCUUCUUCUUUCUACUCAUUCUUUCCUUCCGGCUUCAAGGAUAUUCUUUCUUUCUUGCGUUGAAGAAAUUUCUUUCUUUCUUUCUUUCUUUCUUUCUUUCUUUCUUUCUUUCUUUCAUCUUGCAUUUUUCUUUCAAGCAUUCUUCUUUCUUGCAAGUAUUUUCUUUUUGCCUUUCAAUAUAUUCCUUCUAUCUAUCUAUCUAUCUAUCUAUCUAUCUAUCUAUCUCAGUUAUAUUCCCCCAUUUAGCUAUCUAUCUAUCUAUCUCACUCACUCACUCACUCACUCAAUUAGUAUUUUCCUUCUAUCUAUCUAUCUCACUCGCUCGCUCACUCAGUAUUUUCCUUCUAUCCAUCAAUCUCUAUUUGUAUUUCAGUAUAUUCUAUCUAUCUAUCUAUCUAUCUAUCUAUCUAUUGCUUUCUCACUUACUUCCUAUUUUCGGUCGAGUCAGCUGA
Acanthosepion pharaonis is the source of this 924-nucleotide messenger RNA. The record is from the annotation of a GenBank genome assembly. Lineage: Eukaryota; Metazoa; Mollusca; Cephalopoda; Sepiida; Sepiidae.